Suncus etruscus (white-toothed pygmy shrew) is the source of this 2131-nucleotide messenger RNA. It is a transcript of the gene CERK, whose product is annotated as ceramide kinase. Lineage: Eukaryota; Metazoa; Chordata; Mammalia; Eulipotyphla; Soricidae. The record is from RefSeq and is a predicted model, not a curated record. The transcript has 13 exons. Bases 1 to 1944 code for a protein of 647 amino acids. Gene Ontology annotation, molecular function: kinase activity.
AUGCACACACACACACACACACAUACACACAGACGGGGUGCCAGGGCCCUCGCAGGCCUCCCUGCAGCCGGGCCCCCGCUUCCUCCACAGCCUGCCCGCCUCCGCCCGGCCGUCCUCCCUCCCUCCCUCCCUCGGCCCGGCGCUCACGGCCUGCCCUGCGUGCGGGUGACGGGCGACGGGCUGACGCACAGCCGCGCCCCGCCCCGCCCCGCCGCCGCCGCCGACCCGCGGGCUGCCAGGGCCGCUAACGGUCCCGCGCCGGAGCCCCCGCUCGGCUCCCGGCUCGGCCCGGCCCGGCCCGGCCCGGCGGGAAGGACGGGCGGACGGGCGGACGGGGCGAUGGGGGCGGCGGCGCCGCUGCGCUCCGAGCUGUGGGUGCGGCAGCAGCGCUGCGCCGUGAGCCUGGACCCCGCGCGGGCGCUGCUGAGCUGGUGGCGGAGCCCGGGGCCCGGGGCCGGGGCCGGCAAGCCCGGCGCGGAUGCCUGCUGUGUGCCCGUGUCGGAGAUCAUCGCUGUGGAAGAGGCGGAUGGGGCGCCCCACGUGGGUGGGAAGUGGCAGAAGAUGGAGAAGCCUUAUGCCUUCACAGUGCACUGUGUGAAGCGGCGUCGACGGCACCGCUGGAAGUGGGCACAGGUGACCUUCAGCUGCACCGAGGAGCCGCUGUGCCAGCUCUGGCUGCAGACGCUGAGGGACCAGCUGGGGAAGCUGACCUGCAGACCAAAACAUCUACUGGUCUUCAUCAACCCUUUUGGGGGGAAGGGGAAGGGCAAGAAGCUUUACGAGAGGAAGGUGGCACCCCUCUUCCUGUUGGCCUCCAUCAGCACAGACGUCAUCGUUACGGACCAACCCAAUCAAGCCCGAGACAAGCUGUAUGAGGCCAAUCUGGAGAAGUUUGAUGGGCUCGUGUGUGUUGGCGGGGACGGCAUGUUCAGCGAGCUCCUGCACGGCCUCAUCGGGAGGACGCAGAGGGACGCGGGCGUGGACCAGAACAACCCCCGAGCAGCGCUGGUGCCCAGCCCAAUGCGCAUUGGCAUCAUUCCGGCAGGGUCCACCGACUGCGUGUGCUUCUCCACAGUGGGCGUCAACGAUGCGGAAACGUCGGCCCUGCACAUCAUUGUGGGGGACUCGCUGCCCAUGGACGUGUCCUCGGUGCAUCACAGCCGCACACUUCUGCGCUACUCCGUGUCACUGCUGGGUUAUGGCUUCUACGGGGACGUAGUCAAGGACAGUGAGAAGAAACGCUGGAUGGGCCCCGUCAGAUAUGAGUUUUCAGGAGUCAAGACCUUUUUCACGCAUCACUGUUACGAGGGCACCGUGGCUUUCCUGCCGGCUCAGCACACCGUGGGGUCUCCGAGGGCUGGGAAGCCCUGCCGGGCCGGGUGCUUCGUCUGCCGGCAGAGCAAACAGCAGCUGGAGGAGGAACAGAAGAAGGCGCUGUACGGCCUGGAGAACGCGGAAGACAUGGAAGAGUGGAAGGUAGUCUGUGGCAAGUUCCUGGCCAUCAACGCCACCAACAUGUCCUGUGCUUGUCCCCGGAGCCCUCGGGGCCUGUCCCCGGCCGCCCACCUGGGGGACGGCUCUUCAGACCUGAUCCUCAUCCGCAAGUGCUCCCGGCUCAACUUCCUCAGGUUUCUCAUCAGACUCACCAACCAGUCAGACCAGUUUGACUUCACUUUUGUGGAAGUUCAUCGUGUGAAGAGGUUCCAGUUCACAUCCAAGGCUGUGGAGGACCAGGAGGACGCCGAGGUCCGGGAGGACCGGACGGGUCUGGGGCGUAUCUGCAGCGACCAGCCCUCGGCCUGCAGCGCGACGCCCCCUGGAUCCUGGAACUGUGAUGGGGAGGUGAUGAGCAGCCCCCAGCUGGAAGUCAGGGUCCACUGUCAGCUGGUGCAUCUCUUCGCUAGAGGGAUCGAAGAGGACGAGAAACCGGGCUACGACAGCUGAGCCCCCAACGGGCUGGACCCUGGACUCUGGGACCCCGAGACCCCCAACCGUCCUGCUGCGGGUCCUUCCCAUGUAGAAGUUUAUUUUUGAUAGUUUCCUCUUGGCUUUAGAGAAGUCAGGUCCCGGGGCUCAGGGAUCCCAGCUCUGCCCCUGCUCUGCACCGCCCUCCUGCGGCCCCAGGUGGGUC